AUGGAGAAGCACAUCAUGGACAAGGUGGCUAUGGCAAGCAUCGCAGGCUUCGUCAAGCCCAGUCCUGCUACAGCUCACCUGCGAGGAAUCAGGUCAAUGAGCGAACUGCGACAUCAGAAAUCCCGUCAAAAGGCCCAAGACAUUGAGGCUCAGCGCACGGCUUACCUGGUUUCGCGUGGACUUAUACUGCAGAAUUAUAACGAACAACAUAUCUUCACUCCUGCACGCAUCGAGGACAUACUCAAUCCUCUCCUUUCGGCGAAUGGAGACAUCAGACAUGAUUUUGCAAUCUUGGGGCGUAUCGACAAUGACGAGCAAGCGAUCGGACUCAGGCACAUACUAAUCGAUGUCUAUGGUGUUGAUACGCUUAUUUCACGUGUGGAGAACAUGUAUGUUGUCUUCCCUAAGAAGGAAAAAUGUCCGCUCAUGAAUGCCAGAAUCACAACCGCUCCCCCCAAGGAUAAAGCCAGCCCAUGGGCCAAGAUUGCACGCAGUGCCCGUCAUCUAAAGCAGAGCUUCUCGCAACUCAAAGCAGAAUCCUCGCGUUCAGCUCGCGAAGCGCGAGAGCCUGUUGCCGACGUCCCACUCAAUAUUCUGGAAAGCAACGACAUGCUUGUCAUCCUGAACGCACGUGCUACUGUCUUGCUUAACUUCUCCUUUCGAGGGCGCCACCAUUCUACACACGUUGUCACACUCUCCUCCCUAGCGAGAUGCCUAUUUUCGGCGCGGAGAACUGACUCUGACUUGGUUGGCAGAGACGCCAGCGAGGAAGAGAAACUCUGGAUGAUUCAUCGGAUGCUGCAACUCAUUCGUGACGAUGUCUACCAGAUUCUUGUCCAUGCUAGCCAAGACUUCGUGGAAGCAGAACAAGAGGAGCAACGGCAGCAUCUGAGCACUUUUUGUGCGAGUCUGAAAACAUGGCAAAACAUGAUCAACAGGCAGAUUCAGUCGGCAAGAGGCCACUUUCACCAGAUCGAGUCGAAUGAUGGUUUUUCCGAUCGCAUGGCUACACUGCGAGCCAAGUGUGAGAGAUAG
Molecule: messenger RNA, 1035 nt
Organism: Parastagonospora nodorum SN15
Lineage: Eukaryota; Fungi; Ascomycota; Dothideomycetes; Pleosporales; Phaeosphaeriaceae
Exons: 1
Coding region: 1-1035 (344 amino acids)
Source: RefSeq, a predicted model, not a curated record